CCGCUGCCAUUCUCUUUAGUGUUUGCCCUGUCCUCCCAAUGUCCACCUCCUCACCGCCCGCAUUUUGAUAUAAACUACUAUACACUCACGCUCCAAGCUGGCCAUUUAGCAGAACCGACCGACAUUAAAGCCACCGUGUCAUAUGGAGUGACCAAAAACUUAAAAAAAAAAAAGAGACGAGACAGCUGACAUUCAGAAGUCCACAAUCAUUCUCACACUUUAGAUUUCUUAUCUUGACUUCAGUCUACUAAGUUAGUGCAACAAAGAUGUCUCAGCUACAGUUUCAGUGCCCGGCUAGCUCGAUGCCCGUUGCCUCUGCCCCCCUGCAGCUGGGGCAGCCGCAGCCUGGCUACAGCAUCCCCUGUGCCACUGGUGCUCUUCCAUCAGAGAGUGCCAGUCAACCCCUCAGGAGCUCAGCUCUCCCAGCGGGCUCAGCCACUCCUUAUAAUACCCCCACAGUAUCUAACAUGGCAAACCCUAAAGAGAAGACCCCCAUGUGUUUGGUAAAUGAGUUAGCCCGUUUUAACAAGAUCCAGCCUGAAUAUAAGCUGCUUUCUGAGCAAGGACCAGCUCACUCCAAGAUUUUCUCAGUGAGGCUCACAUUGGGAGAUCAGUAUUGGGAGGCAGAGGGGACCAGUAUCAAGAAAGCACAGCAUUCUGCGGCUGCUUCUGCCCUCGCUGAGACCACGCUUCCCAAGCCCACUGCGAGGAUGCCCCGCAACACAGGCAAGAACCCAGCAGCAGAUGGAAUUACACAUACCACAGAGUUAAAUGCACUUUGUAUGAAGCUUGGUAAAAAGCCAAUGUAUAAACCUAUUGACCCAUACCCGAUGAUAAGACCACCAAAUUUCAACUACAAUGUUCGGGCUCCAGGGCCUUACCAGCGCUCUAUGCAACAGUACUACUAUCCAUUUCCUCCAGUGGGACCAAUGAUAUACCACAUGGAGCUCUCUGUUGGAGGUCAGCAAUUUAUGGGGAAGGGGCGCACACGACAAUUAGCCAAACAUGACGCUGCUUCCAAGGCCUUGAAGACACUGCAGAAGGAACCGAUGCUUCAACCGUUACCAGUGAUGAAUGGAGAGCCCGAGGAGGAGAACCUGAACAAAUCAGAAAUCAGUCAAGUGUUUGAAAUUGCACUGAAACGGAACUUGCCAGUCAACUUUGAGGUUUUAAAGGAAGAAGGUCCUCCACACAUGAAGAGUUUUGUAGUCCGUGUUACUGUUGGGGAGUUCAGAGGAGAGGGUGAGGGAAAGAGUAAAAAAAUUGCCAAGAAGCUAGCGGCAGCUGCUGUGCUGGGAGAGUUGAAGAGGUUGCCCCAUAUACCCAUUGUGGAAAAGACACUGCCACGCAUCAAAAAGAAAACCAAAUCUAUCAUCAAGCUGCAGACCAGCCCAGAGUAUGGCCAGGGAAUGAAUCCCAUCAGCCGCCUGGCUCAGAUCCAGCAAGCUAAAAAGGAGAAGGAGCCAGAGUACAGCAUGGUGACAGAAAGAGGUCUACCACGGCGCAGGGAGUUUGUCAUGCAGGUGACAGUAUGUGGUCAGUCUGCAGAGGGAAUGGGACCAAGUAAAAAGGUAGCCAAGAGGAACGCAGCUGAGAAAAUGUUGGAACUUUUGGGAUAUAAAGUGCCUCAGCCUCAGCCCCCAAAACCGGCACUCAAAACUGAUGAAAAGACACCUGUGAAAAAACCUGGUGAUGGGCGCAAAGUGACCUUCUAUGAACCUGGCUCUGUAGAGGAGGUGGCAUUGGUUUCCAAGGAGGAGGACUAUCGCCUGCCUUACCUGAGCCACCAGCAGUUGCCUGCAGGUAUCCUGCCCAUGGUACCUGAAGUGGCUCAAGCAGUCGGAGCCUGCCAGGGACCCCAUGCCAAGGACUACAGUCGAACCAUGCCCAACCCAGGCAAGGCCACAAUUACUGCCAUCAUUGCCAACGAGCUGCUUUAUGCAGGGAGAUCCUUGACUGCUGAGACUAUCUUAAAGAACAAAAACAACCUGAACAAGCUGCCCCACGGACCCCUCACCAGGCCCUCAGAACAGCUUAGCUAUCUUGCAUCAGUGCAGAGUCUGCAGGUGGAAUACAAGGAUUUCCCCAAAAACAAUAAGAAUGAAUUUGUGUCACUAAUUAACUGCUCCUCCCUGCCACCGCUCAUCAGUCAUGGAAUUGGAAAAGAUGUAGAAUCCUGUCAUGAUAUGGCUGCACUGAACAUACUGAAGAUGCUUUCUGAGUUGGACCAGCAGUUAAAUGAAAGGACAGGAAACGGACCAGCCUCUGGGUGUGGUAAACAGGAAAUGGAAGGUGACUCUCACCACAAACAGGCUAACUCAAGCACAUUGCAACAGACGCUGGAUGGCACAGCUUAGAUCAGGAUUGGUUGUCUGUAAAAGCACUAGAGAAAACUCAAAACACUGUGUUCUUAGUUAGUUUUAGAAGACUACAAGAAGUUCUGGCCUGUAGGCUCUAAACCGUCACUGUUCAUAUUCAUUGUUACAGAAUGUUCACAGUUAAACAAGAUUGAUAGGAAAAAAAAAAGUUUCUUCUCCUUGAUGUUGUUUAAUUGUUCACAUUAUUUAUUUUUAGUUUUGCUUUGUAGAAAAGGUAGCUGCAUCCUAGUCAAUAAGUUUGGGGGGUGUACCUGGUUAAAGAAUAUUACGUGAUUAACUGUGAACUCUUUUCUGUUUGGAGUAGAUCUUGUGAGACCUCCUAAGUCAUGUUUUUUUGUUAUUUUUCUCCACGAAGAAAAGUUUUCCUUAAGACAUUGGGCCUCGUCAUUGUCUAGGGUGCAGCUGUUGAACAUCUGUUGAUUUUCCUAGAGUGCUUUAACAACCAAGCAGAAUUUUUCACUAAAUGUAGCGUGUGUUGUAAUGUGAUGUCGUCUCUGCUGUGUGUGGCAGGGACAUUUCCCUGACAAUCCCUUUUCCUUCCCCUCUCCAUCUUCCCUUUCCUUUGCAUUUCCAAUAUUAAUUAAACUCUUGUGCUCACAUGCACAAAACCAA
This is a messenger RNA of Cololabis saira (Pacific saury), 2990 nucleotides long. It is a transcript of the gene stau1, whose product is annotated as staufen double-stranded RNA binding protein 1. The transcript has 15 exons. The record is from RefSeq and is a predicted model, not a curated record. NCBI's taxonomy places the organism in Eukaryota, Metazoa, Chordata, Actinopteri, Beloniformes, Belonidae. The coding region runs from base 267 to 2357 and encodes 696 amino acids.